CAAACCUCGCGAUAAUACACGACGCAAGCCCCUGCAGUCCUGACGUCGUCGCGCUGAGAGCACAUCAGGCCGCCUCGUUCUCGUCACCCUUUAUAAUCGGCAACCAUGAGGGACACUUUGAAGAUUUUCGUCGGUAACGUGGACGACCGGACCACGCAGCAGGAGCUGAGCGAGCUCUUCGAGAAGCACGGCACGGUGGUGAGCUGCGCCGUCAUGAAGCAGUACGCGUUCGUUCACAUGAGGGGGGCGGACCGCGCGAACAAAGCGAUCGAGGAGCUCAACGGCCGGGAGCUCCACGGCAAGAAAAUGGUGGUCGAGUUGUCUAAGCCUCGGCCCCAAAACACCUGGAAGAUCUUCGUAGGCAACGUCGGCACCGACUGCGACGCCUCCGAUCUGCGAACCAUGUUCGAGGCCUACGGGAAGGUGAUCGAGUGCGAUGUGGUGAAAGACUAUGCGUUCGUUCACAUGGAAAGAGAAAGCGACGCUAGGGAAGCUAUCGACAAAUUGAAUGGCAGAGAAAUAAGAGGCAAACGGAUUAAUGUGGAGAUGUCCAAUAAAGCUCAUAGGCCUAUGGGCAGUAAUGGUAGCUCUCAUAGCAGUCGCUCCCGUCGAUCCCAUGAAUACCGAGAUGCACCCCAGGGUCGCUCUGAAACAUAUAAUCGCAGGAGAGCAACCGAAGCGGCUUAUGCAUCCUAUGCACUGAAAUCGCAAUAUGAUCGCUAUGGGGGAGAUUCUGCGCGGUAUGAUUCUUAUGAGAGCAGAGUGCGUCCACCUUCCCCAAUGUACUAUUCGCGAGACAGGAGUCCCCUGCGGAGGUCACCCACAAGAUCAUACUAUGAGGGGGCAAUGACCUCAGCUGCACUUGCAUCAAAAUAUCGUUCUCCAACAUCAGACUAUAACUCAUUGUCAUCCGCCUAUGGGGGUCAGACAACUCCGUCAUUGUCAUCUGCCUUUGGUAGCCAGACGUCCGCGUUAACUUCUGCUUAUGCGAACCGAACCCCUGCUACUGGAAAUCAGACAGGCUAUGAGAGCCAGGCCACGGCAUAUGGUGUAGAAUCCUCUUAUUCCCAGGCAACUGCAGCUUAUCGCCCACAAGGACAGGCUCUAACUUCAGGAUAUUCUACACAGAUUCCCUCAAUGGCGUCGUCCUACACUGCACAGACACCUGCCAACCCUUAUGGAUCAAUGUCUACCGCUACUCCCUAUGCGGCGGCGUCAGGCAUGGCUAGCGCAUAUCGUCAGCCACAGAAUACCGCCUAUGAUGCCUCCCAAAUCUCAGGCAUAGGAACACAGGCUGCUUAUUCAUCCCUCUCGGCUACGAAUGAUGCGCUCAUGUAUGAACGCACCUGUCUCUCACCGCCACGAAGCUCCGCUACCGAUAGCUUCAAGAAAACAACUGAUGCUUAUAAAAGGCUCGCCCCUGACCGCCGUUACUCUGAACUAUCCGAUUAUCGCCGUUUAACACAGAAGCCGCAGGAUCCCUUCCGUCGAUCGCCGCCCAAGUCGCACAUGGAUUUUCGUCGCACAGCCGAGACACAACCUGAGUACUCUCAGUAUGCUGCUCAAUAUGAUUAUCUGAGAGCGGCACAAGUACCUGGCUAUCAGCGCCGUAUGUAACAGCAUCCCUUUGGUUCCUUAGAUAUAUAGGGUGGGUGUCUUUGUAAUAACUGUUAAACCAUGUCCCUCAAGUAUUCAGUCACUGUUCCUUUUGGUAACAACUCACAUUUUAGGAGAUAAGAUUGCUUGUUAGGGCAACUAAUACUUGACCAAAAUUAUUAUUAUUACUUUUUUUUUUUUUUUUUUAAUCCAUGUCUUCUGCAAGAUGUCCUCUGUUCCAGACAUUAAAGAAAUGGCUUUAAGGCUUUCUAGAGAAGUUUUCAAUUCCAGCUCUGCCUUUAAAUAGAAUCCUUUAUAGGUCUCCUAAAACAGAGAAAACUUGGCUUGUAGUGUUCCCUGUUCCCGUGUAGGAUUGGAUGUACAUGGGAUAACAUACACCUUUUGGUCAACUGUUUAACUGGGCAUUCUGAGUAAAAAUAUUUGGUCUAUCCUAAGGAAUAGAUUGGGGAGGGAGCAGACUCUGCACCCGGCUGUACUCCUGCACACUCUUUGCAGUUAAGCAGAUUAUUGCAGCUUUGUCCCUUUCAAACAGCUGAGUGCCAAGAGUUGGGAAUCCCCACCAAUAUUGCUGCCCUAUUGUAAGGAUAGUCGAUCAGUAUUGUUAAACACCUUUUUAGGAAGUUGACAGUCAAACCGGGGGGGUUAGAUGGCUUGGGCAGCCCUGUGACCCUUAACUUCAAUGACCUUUGUAUCCAUAGUUUAAUUUUUAUCAAAACUCCAUAUAGGACAAGCUGAUGCUACCUUUAUAUAGCAUGAAAUGUUUGAAAACAUGAGACCAAACAGGCCAUCUGCAGCAGGAGCCACAUGUGUAUGAUUUAUUCUAACCACAAACUUCUAUAUUUUCAGAUGUAGAUAUUACAUUUUGCGAUUCAUAUAUAAUCGUAGUGCUAGCUGAAUCUUCCAUGUAACACUUGCUAGUCGCUUAUUCCGUAUUAGUUUUAAAGCGCGCCUGUUGUAUUUUUCAAACAUGCAAUUAAACGUUUUAUGUUUUUGAUUUCAA
Molecule: messenger RNA, 2617 nt
Organism: Hyla sarda
Lineage: Eukaryota; Metazoa; Chordata; Amphibia; Anura; Hylidae
Product: RNA-binding protein 14-like
Exons: 3
Coding region: 106-1617 (503 amino acids)
Cellular component (GO): cytosol
Molecular function (GO): mRNA binding
Source: RefSeq, a predicted model, not a curated record